Adineta steineri is the source of this 459-nucleotide messenger RNA. Lineage: Eukaryota; Metazoa; Rotifera; Eurotatoria; Adinetida; Adinetidae. The record is from the annotation of a GenBank genome assembly.
AUGGAAAAAAAGAUAGUUCAUGUACCCUCAUCAACUGAUCUCGAAGAAUUAUUUCGGGAAGCACAUUUGGCUAAACAUAGAGCUUAUUGUCCUUAUUCAAAAUUCCGAGUAGGAGCAGCUUUAUUAACAUCAACUGGAAAAAUUUAUUCAGGAUGUAAUGUUGAAAAUGCUGCGUAUCCAUUAACGACUUGUGCUGAACGAACAGCUGUUGUUAAAGCAGUUUCUGAAGGUGAAAUGUCUUUCACAACAAUUGCAAUUACAUCUGAUGUUGAAAUAGGUUAUAGUGGUCCAUGCGGUGCAUGUCGACAAAUAUUAGCAGAAUUCGAUCUUGAUUUGGACGUUUAUCUUAUAAAUCCAAAAAAUGAAAUGAAAAUGUAUAAACUUCGAGAAUUAUUACCAAUUGCUUUUACACCACGUGAUCUUCAAAAACCUCGUGCCGCUCAUGAUAUUAUUGACUAA